GGGUUCGUAAUCCGCGAUCUGUUGGAUCCAUGUGGUUUUCUCGGGACUCGAAACGUUCUGUUUUCUGCGGCAACGCGGGACCCUCUACCACAGUUAGUGGCAAAAUAAACACAUUUUGAUUCAGAAAGAUGUGCUGAUACUUGUAGACAAUUGUCAACUACUAAACCUUGAGUUAUUAGGCUAAGUGCAGAUGCACUGAAUUGGAGUUCUCUCUAUACGAAUCAGCAGAGGAUCAAAUAGGAAUUUAAUCACAGAAGUGCACGAUGUUGAGAAUACAGACCGUCCUUUGGACUUUCUUUGUAGUGCUGUCUGUUGCAGUUGGAGCUGAUUUUAAACCACGUAACUGCAGUGAGGUUAGAGAAGCUUCUGUCUCAAAAGGCUUCAGCUUUGAAAAUGUUCCUCUGCAAGAAAUAUCAGGUGAACAUCUUCGUUUAUGUCCUCAAGGCAACACCUGUUGCACCUCGGAAAUGGAGGACAAGUUCGGCCAACAGAGCAAGUGGGAGUUUGAGAACUUGGUUGAAGAAACUAGUCAUGAUUUACGAAGCACCUUUGUCUCCAGACAUAAAAAGUUUGACGAGUUUUUCCUGGAGUUGUUGGAGAACACAGAGAGGUCUCUGAACGAGAUGUUCGUGCGGACUUAUGGCAAGCCUUACAUGCAGAACUCGGAGGUCUUCCAGAACCUUUUUGCGGAGCUGAAACGCUACUACACAGGUGGCAACGUUAACUUGGAGGAGAUGCUUAACGACUUCUGGUCGCGGCUACUGGAGCGCAUGUUCACUCUGCUCAACUCCCAGUAUAUCAUCACCGAGGACUAUCUGGAAUGCAUCAGCAAGUACACGGACCAGCUCAAGCCCUUUGGAGAUGUGCCCAGGAAACUGAAGGCUCAGGUUACCAGGGCCUUCAUCGCCGCACGCACCUUUGUCCAGGGCCUUUCGGUUGGCCGAGAGGUGGCUAACAGAGUGUCCAAGGUGAGCAGCACCCCAGCCUGUAUUCGAGCCCUGACUAAGAUGAUGUACUGUCCGUACUGCCAAGCCAUGCCCUCGGUGAAGCCCUGCAACAACUACUGUCUGAAUGUCAUGAAGGGCUGCCUCGCCAACCAGGCCGACCUGGACCCAGAAUGGAACCAGUACGUUGAUGCCAUGUUGCUGGUGGCACAGAGGCUGGAGGGACCCUUCAACAUUGAGUCUGUCAUGGAGCCCAUUGAUGUCAAGAUCUCAGAGGGCAUCAUGAAUAUGCAAGACAACAGUGUCCAGGUUUCCUACAGGGUUUUUCAAGGCUGUGGCCAACCAAAGCCCUCAGGAAUGGGCAGCAGGUCUACCCGGGGCGUCUCGGAUGUGUUCAACGCCCGCUUCAGGCCUUACAGCCCGGAGGAGCGGCCCACCACUGCAGCUGGCACAAGCCUGGACAGACUGAGGAAUGUUUGGAGUGCAAUGCAACACAGUGUAAUUGACAUCAAGGAGAAACUGAAGCUGUUCAAGAAGUUCUGGUCCAACCUGCCAGAAGAUAUCUGUCAACCACACAGGGUGACAGCAGGAAAUGCCACAGAUGAUGAACAGUGUUGGAACGGGCACACCAAGGGCAGGUAUUUCCCUGAGGUUCUAAAAGACGGAUUGACCAAUCAGGUGAAUAACCCAGAGGUGGGUGUGGACAUUACUAGGCCGGACACGUUCAUUCGCCAGCAGAUUAUGGCCCUGAGAGUGAUGACAAACAAGUUAAAAAAUGCCUACAACGGCAAUGACAUCUACUUCCAAGACUCAAGUGACGAGGGCAGUGGCUCAGGAAGUGGCAGCGGCUGUACGGAGGCCUGCGUCACUGAGUUUGAGUUUGCCAGCACCGAAGCCCCGAUGGUGGGAGCAGACCGGAGCGGGAGUGGCCCGGUGGAGGAUUCAGCAGCAGCCACACAUCCUGCCCCCUCAGCAGUCCUGCCGGCCAGCCUGGCCCUCUUGGCUCUGGCACUGCACAGGCUAUGGAGAUAAUGCUGGGGGAAGUCAUCCAACAUGGACAGCAGGGUCUCUGUUUACGCUGUGUUUUAUACCCAAACAGACUGGAGCCACAGUCAAGCAGACAGUAUUCAGGCAACCUUGGCCUCUCGGAUAAAUAGAGGGGUCUACUCUGCUCCGGAGACAGCAGUCAUGCAUCUUGAUUCCCCCUUUCCCCUCCCAAAGAUGGUCUGGUGGUUGUUGCCAUUCUUAGGCAGGACUUCACAUGACUGCCGUCACUCCGAGAUAGAAACAGAUGUUCUCCUGUUAAACGUUGCUCAAGAAACUCAAAUUACAUUUUUCCCCCUGGUGUAAAGCACAUGCUAUUAGGUCUCCGUGAGAAAAAGCCCUUGCACUUUUGGUCUUUUUAUUUUUUAAUACUAUAGAAGGGGAUUGUUGUGCCACUGUGAAAUCUGCACCUAGAGGUGCCCAAGAGUCAGACCUAGAACAUGUUUACUAUGGUAUAACCCUUAUAUACCACUCUACUAUGAGGUGAUUUCAGUUAUGAGGUGAUUUCAGUUAGCAGGUAUUUUACUUGUCAACUGGUCUGAAGUGCAUGUCCUAAUUUCUAUAACAAGCCCUCUACCCCAGAAUCAUAUAAAUAAAAUCACUACAGUUUCUAUACUUUAAAUAUAAUUCAUUAUUUUUCUACAUUGACAGUAAAUGUUACAUAUGAAACUUGUUUAAUGUUAAUCAGGUAAGGUAAGAUAUUGUAUUAUUCUACAAUUUACUGCAUUCUGUUCUUUUGAGUGUAGCUGUUAUCAUAUCACGAAGAACCUCAUAGAAAUAUUGCUUUACCUUAUGUUCCACUGCUUGAUUUUCUCAUAUUUUGAGAAAUUUCAAAUAUUGCCAACCACUAUGUGCAAAGUAUUGGCCUGCUUUUGUCCUAUUUUGAAUUGUCACCAUUUGCUAUAUCUUCAGAUAUAAACCAUUACCUGAUAACUCAGGUUUGAGGUGCAUUUUAUGUUAAUUUACUUUCAUAAGCACAUGUUCCUCUGCCUUGCGAAGUGUUUUCAUUAGCUGCAGUGUGAUGUCUUUAACUUCCCAUCUGCCAUUAUAAAGGCAAAUACAGAUACACAUUUAGACACCAUGUUCUAACAAUUCCAAAAAAACUUGUUCUAACAUGUUCUAACAAUUCAUAUACAGAAACAUCUAUUGACAGGAUUAUUUGUGAAUUAUUUUCAUGGAUGAUAAAUAUAAUUAAUAGCAAGUGUAUGAAUGUCAACAUCUGUAUUUAACUGUAAUCACUAAUGUAUUUAUAUUCAUUAAGUUGGUCUGAUAAAAGUACAGUAUACAUUGAAUCACACCAAAUGUUAACAGUAAAACUGUCUAUAUUAAUUCAUUUACUACUAAAAACAAGAAACAAUAAAUGAGGAUUAAAAAAAUGUGCCAAAUUGUACUAGUUAAAUACAUAGCACAUUGGAGACAAAAAUUGCCAAAGGCAAAAAAGGCCCCUCCAUUUAUCUGUGGCGCCUGAGUGGUUCUGUCAGUGGUGACAGGCUUAAAACCGGCCACAGCCACCUGUGAAAUGAGAAUUAUAGAAGGUAGAGAGUGUCUGGAAAUGGUUGAAUGCUCCAGUGAAGAUAGGCAGCAGAGCAUAAAUACAGAGACUGGAAGAGGAUCGGCAUUACUGAAGGGGGCGUACUGUGUUUUGCCCCUCAAACGCCAGGCAAACAAAGCCAGUGUCACGUCCAGUGUUCUCAGAGGGCUGGCAUGUUAACGCAAUAUACCACAAAGGGCAGUUAAGCUAAGCUUACAUAUUAAAGGGGUUAAUUAAUAUCGGUCAGCUCUUAUCAUUGCUUUUUGUGUCAGUUGUGUGAGCUUGCUUUGUUGCCUCUUGAUAAACCAGUAUUAGUGAUAAACCUGUUUGAAUGUAAGGCAAAUGAUGGUGAGGAUGAUGUACAAAAUACUGGAGAAGAAAAUAUGUUGCCCCUUUGUCCUUAAAAUAAGAUUAUUUAUUAUGAAUAAUGAUCUUGCAGGAUGCCGUUUAAAUUUUUUUUAGUAUCAUUGCACUUUUAAUGGUAAUAUUUUGCUAUUGUUUGUCUUGAAAAUGUAUGUUUAUGAAUCAGCAAACGUAAUGUCAAAAACUAAUGUUUCCGAAAAAGUAUUAAUCACCAUUUCGAACAAUCAAAUGCAUUUUAUUGUAAAAAAAAAAAAAAUGAUACAUUAUGUUGCUUGAACUUGUUCAAGACAAUACGGUUGAAAAUCUAGAUAUCAUGAAGACUGUACAAACAAAUAUGCCUUACAGUUUUUUAAUGCAAUUAAAAUUAUGUUUUGUUACACUUUCUUGCAAAUAAAUAUUUGUUAAAAAAGA
Molecule: messenger RNA, 4293 nt
Organism: Esox lucius (northern pike)
Lineage: Eukaryota; Metazoa; Chordata; Actinopteri; Esociformes; Esocidae
Product: glypican-6
Exons: 10
Coding region: 264-1976 (570 amino acids)
Biological process (GO): regulation of signal transduction; regulation of protein localization to membrane; cell migration
Cellular component (GO): synapse; extracellular region; plasma membrane
Source: RefSeq, a predicted model, not a curated record